AUGAUUCAAAAUUUCCAUGGUCACACUGGUGACGUGUUCGCGAUCGAUGUUCCCAAAUGCGACACUGGAAAUGUAUUCAUUUCUGCAGGCGCUGACAAACAUUCUCUUGUAUGGGACAUUCGUACAGGACAAUGUGUACAGUCUUUCGAAGGUCACGAGGCGGAUAUUAACACCGUUCGUUUCCACCCAAAUGGUGACGCGUUUGCAACUGGUUCUGACGAUGCAACGUGUCGCCUGUUCGAUCUACGAGCCGAUCGUCAAGUAUGCGUUUAUGGAGGCCGAAGGAAUCCAUACUCUUCCCUGUGA
Messenger RNA from Ostertagia ostertagi, 306 nucleotides. NCBI's taxonomy places the organism in Eukaryota, Metazoa, Nematoda, Chromadorea, Rhabditida, Trichostrongylidae. The record is from the annotation of a GenBank genome assembly.